AUGGGCGCCUUGGACCUACACCUUGAGUUUGCUUCUGCUCAACAUGGACAAGCCAAGCUAAAUGUGGAGGAAUAUGCCAAGGGCUCUUUGCUGUCUGAUGGAAACUACAAUACAGAGAAGAUCAAUGGUUCAAACCCUGAUGACUAUGAGAAAGGGAUAAUGCAGCAUGGGUGUCCACAUUAUAGAAGGAGAUGCCGCAUAAGAGCUCCUUGCUGCAAUGAAAUUUUGAUUGCCGACACUGCCACAAUGAAACCAAGUUUUUCUCUUUGUUUCAUUGAGGUGCCAAAUUCCAUUAAAACUGGUAAAAUGAAGAGGCAUGAACUUCCACGCCAUGAAGUGCAGCAGGUUGUAUGCUCAUUGUGUGGCACUGAACAGGAGGUACGGCAAGUAUGCAUCAAUUGCGGUGUUUGCAUGGGGAAGUACUUCUGUGGAUUGUGCAAACUCUUUGACGAUGAUGUCUCUAAACAGCAGUAUCACUGCAACGGAUGUGGAAUAUGUAGAAUCGGAGGGCGGGAGAAUUUCUUCCACUGUUCAAAAUGUGGAUGUUGCUAUUCAAUUGCGCUGAAGAAUAGUCAUGCAUGUGUUGAAGGGGCGAUGCAUCAUGACUGUCCAAUCUGCUUUGAGUACUUGUUCGAGUCGACAAAUGAUGUUUCUGUCCUGCCUUGUGGUCAUACCAUUCAUGUAAAGUGCCUGAAAGAAAUGGAGGAGCACUACCAGUUCGCAUGCCCCCUUUGCUCCAAGUCGGUUUGUGACAUGUCGAAGGCAUGGGAGAGACUCGACAUGGAGCUGGCAACUCUGUCCGACUCCUGUGAUGAUAAAAUGGUCCGCAUAUUAUGCAACGACUGCGGGGCAAUAUCAGAGGUGCAGUUCCAUUUGAUUGCGCACAAGUGCCAGAAUUGCAAGUCAUACAACACCCGCCAGAUCUGA
Messenger RNA from Miscanthus lutarioriparius, 927 nucleotides. NCBI's taxonomy places the organism in Eukaryota, Viridiplantae, Streptophyta, Magnoliopsida, Poales, Poaceae. The record is from the annotation of a GenBank genome assembly.